AUGGCUUCUCCUCCAUCUGCUUGGAUCUCUAGACUAGAAGGUUAUCUCGAUAGACUUUCCGGCCAACAACAUUCCCCCUUUCUUCGGCCUCGCGACGACGACCCUUCCUCCUUCUCCUCCUCCUUCUUCUUCUUCUUCUCCUUUGCCGCCGAAGACGACAACACCAGCAUGGCCAAAUCCGACGUCUCCAUUUGGCCUUACGAACCGUCCUUCCCCCUCGCCGUCACGGGCGCGGCGCUCUACGGCGUCGUCGGCGCCUGGCUCACGUACCUGACGCUCGUCCGCCACCGCGCGUGGUACUUCUCCGUCAUCGUCGUCGGCGCCGUCAUCGAGGUGUCGGCAUACGUACUGAGGGCGUACUCGGCCAAGAAUCCGACGGAGAUUACCCCUUUCAUUCAGACGACGACCUACACGGUCCUCGCCCCCGUCCUCGUCGCGGCGGGCAAUUACCUCCUCAUCGGCCACCUCAUUCGCGCCAUCUUGCAGGCCGGCCACCACACCAUCUACCACGUGCCCGCGUGCCGCCUCACGCGCGUCUUCGUCGGUUGCGACGUCGUGGCAUUCUGCAUCCAGGGGACCGGGUCCGGCGUCGCGAGCGGUGGCGGCUGGGCGGGGCCGCUCGGGGAUGCGGGCGUCAAGGUGCUGAUCGCGGGGCUUGUCGUGCAGGUGUGCUGCUUCGGGGCGUACCUGUGCGUGCUGGCGAGGUUCCACGUGUUGGCGCGGAGGAUGGCGCGAGAGGACGCGCCAGCCGGGUGGAGGAGGGUUCUGGGGGCCGUUUACUGCAGCAGCGGGCUCAUCCUGCUGCGUUCGCUCUAUAGGGUCGUCGAGUUCGCCGAGGGGAUGGGCGGGUACGCGUUCCGCAGCGAGUGGUUGUUCUGGGUGUUUGAGGCGCUGCCAAUGUUGAUCGCCAUCGGGGUGUUUUGUUUCUGGCACCCGAGCGAGUAUCUCGGGAGGGACGGUGCGAAGGGGAGGUUUGCGAAGGGCGGCGAGGGGGUCCGGGAGGUGGAUGAGGGGGUAACCGAUCGGGAUACAGUCAUCGACCGUAGGGAGCCGAUUUGA
Messenger RNA from Colletotrichum higginsianum IMI 349063, 1059 nucleotides. RefSeq names its product 7-aminocholesterol resistance protein RTA1. The record is from RefSeq and is a predicted model, not a curated record. Lineage: Eukaryota; Fungi; Ascomycota; Sordariomycetes; Glomerellales; Glomerellaceae. Gene Ontology annotation, cellular component: membrane. Bases 1 to 1059 code for a protein of 352 amino acids. The transcript has 3 exons.